AGACCCAAGCGUCACUCUCGGGUACUGACUGACUGUGAAGGACUGAACUCUGAGGUUGAGGUGCUCCCAUCACGCACGCUGCAGUGACUGCACCACCCACUUUCUCCUUCUUCCAGUUUGACUUUAUCCCCAUUUCCCUCGAGUCGUGUCAGACUCCCGCAACAGAAAGCUUCAAUUCCACGGGCUUGCACCAACACUUACUUGUACUUCUGUACUUUCAUUUCCCCCCUCGACGCACCUUCCCUCCCAUGUGUUAUCGAUUUUCCUCUUCGCACCUUCAUUUGCGCUUGCACCCCCGUUUUCCCACCUUUCUCUUUGCUGCUGCUGCUUCACUACCACAACCCACCUAAUCUUCCCUCUUACACGCUCUCCCAUCUCGUCUCGCCUCCCUCCCUCUUUAUUCACAACACACUCUCCCUCUCAAAGAAAACACUUCUUUGUUUGCUGUCUCUCAGAGGCCACAGAGUCGAGGCUUUCGCUAGCGCUCGAUCACUUCUUUCUUCCCUCUCUUCCGGCACAUUGUCACUCUUGAGUACUUGUCGUUACUGUCGCUGGUUGACCCAAACUCCUCUUCGGUUCUGGCCUGUUCUGAGGGCCACAUCAUCAAACCCCUUUGCGCCCGACUCCGAUUGUCCGAUCCGCAAGCCUACUUUCCAAUUACGUCAGCCUCACCUGCGCCACAAAUUUGGCACCCAUUCCCAUAAUUUUUCACCCGCCUUCAAAUCCACACACUGCUGCUGCCUAUCACAUUGAUACAAAAGCUCGCUACGGCCCUUCCGUCGUGACUUUUUGGUCUUCUCCUUGACUUCUUGUCGAGGUAUCCUCAUGUUUCGAUUCUGGACAUCUGAAUCACGGGGAAGCGACAAGACGCUGCCGGCAACACCACCCAUCGCAGACCUACUGAAGCCAUUUCAGUCACCUCUGUUACCAAAAACGGAGAUAUCAGCGUUGCCCGAGGCGCAGCCUCCCAAACGGAGACGGCCAAGCGUAUAUGUCGCUGAUGAAACGUCCGAUAUGAACGUGCCUAUAAAGCGCGCCAAGAUAGACCUAGAUGUAAUAGGCGACAGUUUCUCAGCAUCCGGCCCAAAACCAAAAGAAAGUCCCACGGCAUCUAGUUUGGACGAUGCCCGGGAUGAGAUUCGCCACCAGUUUGGUCUUGAAAUUUUGCUAAAGCAUGAUGAACUUCGGCUCAUUAACCAGGAACUCGCGAAAUGCCAGGUUGCUUUGGAGCAGCUCAGACGUUGUCAUCUCAUCCCAUACCCCGUGAAUUGCCCAACUCCUGAACAGAUGCUGAAUGUCAGUGCCGGAAAGGGACCUGCUAUUCAGACACGUUCGGGGGAAGCUGUGCCAAGGUGGGCACCCCCAUUUGGUGUCGUUGAUGGUCCAUAUGCCAGACACUAUGCCAAGUGGCUUAUUCCUGAUCCUUCAUUUGAUGGCAUACAGCCCGAGUGGCAUUUUACUCCAGAAGCCUCACGCGCGAGAGCUUCGUUCGCUGAAGGGCGGACGACAAGAAAUAGCUUUACCGAAUCUGGAACUUCGCUCAAGGCCCGUUCAGGUCGUGGAGCUGGGAGCCAGAAGUUACAGUCUUUGUCAAGUGGCUAUCCUCAACCAAAAGACAAGGCCGGCCCAUGUAUCUUGAAGCGUGCCGAUGGGAAGACGGUAAAGUUGGUGUGUCUUGAUUGCAACCGGGAGAACUUUUCAAGUACUCAGGGAUUUAUCAACCACUGCCGCAUUGCUCACAAGAGGGACUUCAAGAGCCACGAGGAAGCAGCCGUACAGAGCGGUCAUCCAAUCGAAGUAACAGAAGGGGGGGUUGUUGGAGAGGAAAAGGCGCCUACACCGACCAUCCCAACUCUGACUUCCACUUCUGUGCAUCCUUUUGCCCAACCAGGUAUGACGGAACAGCAGGCAUACAUUGCUCUCAGAUCAAGAAUUGCCGAUUCACUUAGACUUUAUCACCAAGGCAAGCUGCCUGGCGUCACUCGUAUCCCUUCGCUUCAUGGCAAACCCCGUGGUCGUGAAGUGAAAAUGACUGGCUCUGUCGCCGGAGCUUCGGAUGUGCCCUUUCUCUCACAUCUCCUGCAAAGUCGGAAGUUCGACGGCAAUCUGCGUGAACUGGUUGCAGAUGCAAAGACAAAGAUCGCACUGGACGAUAUGACCUCCGGUGAGGAAUCGGAGCCUGCUGAGACGUCACUUGACGAAAUAGAACUGGGAGAUCCGUCUGCUGUGCGGAAACCAGUCGUUAUGCGCGUGCCCGCAAAGGCUACUCAUUCUCCAACUGUCAUGGCCGCAUCGGUUCAUUCAGCCAGUAGCAAAGGCCGUGCUCCACCAAUCGCUUUCAAGACGUCUGCAAACUGCGGAUCGCGUAAUGCGAAUCCUGUGCUUUCAGAUGAAGAUUUGGACAUGGAAGAUGUUGACAUGAGCCCCAAUACCAUGGUCAGCAACAAUGCCCCUUCCCUUGUUAGUGAUGAUGGAGAGUACGAUGAUACGGAUGAUGGCUCCUCUGUUUCUGGCACAAGUGAUCAUCUUGAAACCGAGUCAGUGUCGGAUGUAGAAGAGAUCACGUUGGAUGACGACCAGGAUUCGCGCUCACUGCGUCGGGGAUCCAGCGGCGCAUCAGGCGCCGUAAGGCUUCGUAAGGACGACCCCAAGCAUGUUACUCUGAUGACGCCAGUCAAGAGUAAUGCCAGGGAACGAAGGUCGCGUAAACUCUGAACUAUUGAAACAUAGCAUCUACACGUUGUGUACCGAUCUUCCGAUUCAUCAUUGCCAACGCCGUACAGUCACAAACCAUUGGAUUCGCCUUUCUUCUUGAACCACCGAUUUUCAACCAUAUAUUUUUUUUAGUCAUCUUACGAACAACCACUGGGAACAGGUCACGAUUGAGAAACGACAACUGCUUGGUUUCAGUCUGUCACAAACGAAAAUUGAGGCUAUUGGGGGCGCUUUGUGGGAUUACAGUACGGGAAACAUGCGAUCUUGUUUGAAUUAGAGAAUUAAGUAUAUUCACUGAGGCGCUACGGAACGGGACUUCUUAUUGGAAUACAGUUUGGUUGUUGCACCUCUGUUUUGUUUUCGUUGUUAGUAUGUUGAGCGAAUAUCCCUAGACAAGAAGGGACAUGUACGAUCGGAAUAGCUAUAUCAAGAUUUUAGUUCCAAGCAGUUUACUGUUUGUAGCAUGGUUUGUCAUGGGAGCAAGCUGGCAGUGUGAAUGCACGAUGAAUUAGGCCCAAAGCGUAGCAAUUCUUCCCCAC
This is a messenger RNA of Fusarium verticillioides 7600, 3254 nucleotides long. RefSeq names its product ADA HAT complex component 1. Bases 826 to 2715 code for a protein of 629 amino acids. The transcript has a single exon. NCBI's taxonomy places the organism in Eukaryota, Fungi, Ascomycota, Sordariomycetes, Hypocreales, Nectriaceae. The record is from RefSeq and is a predicted model, not a curated record.